AUGGAGCUGUAUAGGCAAGUGUCACACACGACACAGGAAGCUCUUGCUCUUCCGCCCAAGUACCUGCGCAUGUAUGGCGACUUUGUAACCAAGAAUGCCAGUGCCGUCGGCCAGAUCGAGGGUGCUUUGCGCUCCUUGACCUAUAUCCUACCAGGUCGUUUCCGCGAUACCGAGAUUGCGUCCGAGUCUCUACACUCGAGCGUCCAACUACUUUCCAUAUAUCAUGACUCCCUCCUUGCGCGUGCGGUGCAGCGUCUGCCGGCGCUACAACGCCCUCAUCCCUCGCCACACACCCGCUAUACUCGAUUCUGGGCCCAGCACUCACCAGCCUACAAACGACUCGCCAUGCUUCUGCAGGUGGUACAAUAUACUGAGCUACUGUGCGAAAUGGCUGCAAAGAGAAGGGGAGAGAAGGCAAGGUGGAAGGUCGUCGUACUUCUCGAGAGUGUCAAGGCUCUGUGCAGGCUGCUUCUUAUGCGUCUGACCAACUCCCGACCGCUGUUGAACCCACCAUUGCCCGAGCGCGAGGCAGACCCCAGCACAUUGGAGGACAAAGAUGGCAGCGGACUGGAGUCACCACCCUCUGAGAAGUCCGAAGAGACCCAAUGGACAAUGCCUAGGACCGGACUUUCGCUACCAACCCUGCCAUCCUCUUCCGACAUUUCAGGUUAUCUAUUGUCCAAAGCUCUGACAGCGGACGACAUCAAACCGCCAAAGGCCUUGUUGCAUCGAGUCAACGGUAUGGGUGAAUUGGCAGAGGUCCUCUAUAUCCUUCGGCCAGUCAUCUAUGCUGCAGCAAUGCAUUACUGGGCAACCAAGAACAAGAAGAGCUGGCAGCCUUGGGUGCUGGGUGUCACGAUAGAGUACGGCGCACGCCAACUGGCAAAGAAGGACCUUCAAGAACGAAGAGCCGGCGGCCUCCGCGCAUUGACAGCACUUGAAAAAGAAGAGUUGAAGAGACGAGGCUGGAGCCUUGGAUGGUGGCUGAUGAGAGGUGCAUUCUACGAGACAUUCACCAAAGCAUGGAUUCACUCAGUGACCACCAAGCUUCGAAACAAACCGCUGCUCGACAUGGCUGGCGGCAUCAUUGAAGAUUAUGAGUUCCUGUGGGACCAGUAUUAUUUCCCUACUGCAACAUUGUAG
Molecule: messenger RNA, 1143 nt
Organism: Aureobasidium namibiae CBS 147.97
Lineage: Eukaryota; Fungi; Ascomycota; Dothideomycetes; Dothideales; Saccotheciaceae
Product: peroxisomal membrane protein pex16
Exons: 4
Coding region: 1-1143 (380 amino acids)
Biological process (GO): peroxisome organization
Cellular component (GO): peroxisomal membrane
Source: RefSeq, a predicted model, not a curated record